CAGACUGGAUAAUGUCCACUUUUGUCUGGGACAUUCAGGCUUCAAUAUCCUAUAAUUGAUAGGACAUUGAAAGUGCAAUCAUGGAGAGCGCAUCAAGAAAUAUACGCCGCAAGGCGUUACAAAAGAUUGCUGCUCUCUCUGCAACCUCGUGCUCAACAACAUUCGAUAGCUCAGAUCUUGAGAGGUUGUGCAGAGGCUGCUCGAACGAUGGUAGGGCCAAGUCGAAAUCGAACGGGUACGGGAAAGGGGACUCUAUGUCAAAGGCAACUUCACCUAUGAACAUCAGAGAGUUUGAGGUCCUUCUGGCCCUCUGCAAAGCUGCUCCUUUGUUGCAGACUGCUCACAGUGCCGAAAAGCUGGUGGGGCAAUUAUCACCUUAUAUACUCGAAGCCCACACGCAGUCCUUCGUGCCUUCGCCUUUCUUCCGUGAAAUCGAACCUUCGCCCAUCGAAUCACUCAGUUAUCAUCUCACGACUGCGCUUCUUUCACUGGGUAUAUACCAUGACUUUCUGCGAGAUGUUGUCUCCCAAAGACUCUGGACCUAUCUGGAACAUUGCUCCCAUGCUGCAGAGGCGAUGUCCUCGCCCUCAGGCGUCAUUGUAGAAAAUGGGAGUUCGGGCGAAGUGGAAGACGCUAUCCAUGUUGCCACCAUCACGAUAUCGCUUCUAGGCUUUCUGGACGCUGCUGCUACAUAUGCCAAUUUCUGGAGCGCCCCAGAGCGACUCUCGCUGAUUGAGCGAGUCAAGGCUAUAUUCUCCGAACGAUUUCUGGUUGCUGUUGAGACAGCGUUUUCCACGAUACGUAAUUCCCACUUCCAAAACAACCAUGUGAAAGAAUGGAAACGUUAUUCCCGGCAUUAUGCAGCUAUUGGACGCCCUCUUGGUGCUAUGCUUCUGCAAAGGAGCUAUAUGUGGCUUUUGGUUGCUGGAUCUUCGCUUCUCGUUGCCGAUAUUUCUGUACUCAGGGGAAGCGACAUUCUAGACUUGCUUAUGUCCGGUACUGGAAUCACAAGACCUUCUUCGAGCCACGGAGAGGUAGACUUUGCAACUAUUGAGACAAUGGCUGAUAUUGCUGCUGAUGAGAUGAGUCUGCUUGAAGAUGGCGCUGAUUAUCUGCGCCUCGGAUCAGCCUGGCAGCAACGACUUGCAUUCUCGGUGAAAGCGGGUGCACUGACAAGUUAUUUGAAUUGUGCUCUGCUUAACGAAGACGCUGCUGAUGCAGAUGUGUUAAUGACCUGGCUUGAAGAUACUCUUGCGGACUCGGUGCAAAUGGCUGACGAAACACUUGCCAGUGUGGUGCUGAGGUCAAUGGCUCUGAUAUCAAAACUGUCACCUGGCUUUGCACCUAACGUCAGCCGGUUAUUACCCCGAUUCAUCGUGCAAGGCGGACCACGAGGCCAGACUGUGUGCAUUGCAUCAAGUUGCUUGGCAUACGUCCUGCAAAUCUUGUCUCAAGAUGCUGUCAUUACCACACUUUACACGCUUGGAAACGUCCUCAGCUCCGGCGUGGCAAGUGCAGAGAGAGCUCUUGCAGGCGGCAUUACUGGCGACUUACUUGGCGUGGACGGGAGUGCGAAUUCCGCCUUUUACACUGGCAAGCAUUCCACUGGUAGUUCCAUCUCUCUUACAAUUACCGGGGAGGAGGAGACGUCUGUCGUGUAUGGAAAUGUGGUGCAAGCCAUUUGUGGUAUUGCAAAGAGUUGCAAUGACCCAAAAAUCACAGCCUUGGCCCAGUCAAUGCUUCUCCAAAAGAUUGAUAAAGUCAGCAGAUCUAUUGAUGCUCGAAUAAUCACGGAGACGACAGAAUUGGCUCUGAGUGGAGGACCACUCGAAUUCCGUUCAUUGCUCAAGUUAUAUGCUCGCAUCAGUGAGGAGGGUGUUAUGAAGAAUAACGAAAUAUUAUUGGCCGCAGUGAUGAAAGGUCGAGACUACCUGUCGACAACAUUGCACAAAGAGUCACCUCUAUACGAUAUCUACUUCGAGCAUUUGCUGGAAACUAUCAUCAGCAAAGGAGAUGUGCACCAAGCGCAAAACAAUCGAGAAGCCGACGUUGAAGUCGCUGCUCGUGAGAUUGCCCAGCUCUUGCAGCCGCUCGCUCUGUUAAUGUCGAGCAACGAUCUUACUUCGGAUGAUGAUUUGAGCGAGGAAACGCUUUCUCUUAUUCGAGACGCCUGGUUCAAUAUCGUCGUUCAUGGUUUCGCCACGAAUACCGAGCGUGGCGGACGGUAUUUGAAAGAACUGCGUCUGAUGGCGAUACAUUCAAAGCCACUUGUAGCAGAGCAGAGAGGUGAGCAAGUGGAGAGUGAUAUUGAGCUGAACACAGUCCUUCGCCGUGGCAUGAGUUCAGAGCAUGAGUUGGCGCAGAAGAAGCGACUCUCCCUUCUCUUGCCCUCAAAGUCCUCCCAGAUUUAUAAGUUAAGCUACCGCAAGGUCAUUUUCCUUCAAGCAGCCUAUCUCGUGGAAACCUUACGGGCCGAUUCGGGAGAUUGUACCAAGGCUUUGACAUACUUCCUCGAGCCUAGCAUGCGCAGGGGUGAGAUGAGCACCACCAUGGAAUCGAUCACAGAGGGUGUCAUGGACGCCUACUUGCGUAAGACUUUGACUGGAACGAACCCGUCCUUUUCAGCUCCGUAUGUUGCAAAGCAACUGGCACUGAUUUUCAGUGGAUGUUGUUUUCGUAUCGAAAGGGUUCAACAAGCAGCAAUGCUUUGUGCUGAUCGGAUAAUACAUGAUGUGCCGUCCGCACUCUGCCAAACAUCAUCCCUCUUCGCUCUCCUUGAGCUGUUGACUCUGAUGUGGAGCAGUUGCCUGGAAGCUGAGACAGAUGAAUAUGAGUGGAGAUCAUCGUUCGUUUCCACAAGAGGCAAAGUCUCCGUUCAGCUGUCCGACGAUUACAGUCUCCGUCGGCGUACCCUGAACAACCUGUACAAGAAAGCCAAAGGAUGGGUCACAACUGUGAUAGAUAUUGCACCAUUGGAUGUCAAAGGACUUCUCCAAACAUAUCUCUCGGAAUACGACGAUGAUGGUGCGUACGGCCACAUCUCUCUGGGCAGAUCAUUUGCAACUGAGAUGGGUGCACUUAUUCCGAGCACGGAUCAGAGACUUGGUGCAAUAGAUCGCCACGGAGACUGCAAUAUAAACACGGCUUCGGAUUUCGUCGCUCAGUACACAACUCGACAGGAGUAUCGUUACGCGGAAGCUCUUCCGGACCAGGAUGCAGAGUGGCUACACUUUAUGCAACUCGAUCCUCGUCGUGGAUCCAUUGCGUCGAAACCCGAAAAAGACUACGAAGAUGCAAACACGGUUCUGGCACACUUAGAAGCCCGGACCCUGAAGCACAAAUAUAUUCCCAUUGGAGAGCUUCGUGACAUCCUGAGAAGAGCUGCAGCUUUACUCUGUCGAACGAAGAAGGACGAAUGUGGCAUUGUGCAUCAUUUGGUUGGCAUUCCGUUUGCCAUUUUCACGAAACAGUCUAUAAAGCUGGGGAUCUCUCUUUGGCUCGGAGUAAUCAACGAGAACCCACGAAUGGAGCCUCGAAUUAUCAUGGAAGUUGUUCAACAGUGGGAGGCUACAAUUCAACGCCGACUGGGCGUCUUUAGUUCGCGAUUCCAACACCCUGACCCUUUCUACGUCAAGGAAGAGUUUGCUCCCAGCGACAAAGCCGCACUGUUAAAGCGACAACAAACGGCCCAUAACCUCCUGGCGCCUCACAUGCGCCUGCUGCAGUUUCUUGGAAGUCAUUUCAAUGCUACUCGCCUCGGAAGCCCCCAUACGGAGAAGGUUUUCAUCCGACUUUUGACUGCAACACUCGAUGGCUUGAAACACUCAACUGGUCACCCACUGGCUCGAGAGAUCAGAUUUCAGAUUGUCUUUUUCGGCUUGAGAGUCCUGAGACACAGCAUUGGUAUUGAAUUCGGUACCAGGUGCCAAUUAAAAGAUAGACUUCUCUCCUCAGCUCUGAGCUGGUUCUCGUUCCCUCCACAGUGGUCUUUCGGUGGUAAUCGACUCCAACUUAAAGCCGAGACUCGGUUGCUAGCGGAUGUAUCGACAGCUCUUCACAAUGUGCAGAUGAGUGCAGACAAAUCUGUACCUCUGCUGAAAACGAUGCAAGCAAAAGAGAGGUUACUUCAAGUACUGAUACAAAGCGAGAUAUCGAGAUUGGCUGUCUGGCUUUAUCCUGUAAAUAACCCUCAAGAGGGCUAUUUGUCCAAUCUCGGAGCAAAAGGGGCAGCCGAGGCUGCUCUCAUCGGACUCAUGAGAACGGCAUGGACGGUAAGCCCGUCUUUAGCCAUACAGCUAGUAACUAGGUUUCCUUCAGCACAGCUCCACAAGGAAGUUCGAUGGCUCUUACUAAAUUUUCCCGACAAAGCGAUCUCCGAGCCCGAGGCUAUCCAGGUGUUGCUUGGAGAAACCUUACCCAGUGAUGUCUCAUUCCAGCUAAAGUAUCUUUUGUAUUGGGCUCCUGUAAACCCAAUCAGUGCGGUGACUUACUUUCUCCCUGCCUAUCGAAACCACCCCUUUAUUCUUCAAUAUGCUAUGCGAGCUCUGGAAAGUCAUUCCGUCGAUGUAACUUUCUUCUACGUCCCUCAAAUCGUGCAGACCUUGCGUUACGAUGCUCUAGGCUACGUGGAGAGAUAUAUCGUAGAGACUGCCCAGUUUUCUCAGCUUUUUGCUCAUCAAAUCAUUUGGAACAUGAAAGCAAAUGCGUACAAGGACGAUGAGGCUCAAAUUCCCGAUACUAUCAAGCCCACACUUGAUAAAGUCAUGAAUCGCAUGAUAGCGGCAUUCUCUGCAGUAGACAGAGCCUUCUACGAGCGCGAGUUCUCAUUCUUUGACGAGGUCACCAACAUCUCAGGGAAACUCAAGCCAUACAUCAAGAGUCCGAAGCCCGAGAAGAAGCAGAAGAUCGAGGAAGAACUGCGAAAGAUCAAAGUCGAGGUUGGGGUCUAUUUGCCCAGCAACCCCGAUGGAGUGGUUAUUGGCAUUGAUCGGAAAUCUGGGAAACCACUUCAGAGUCAUGCUAAAGCACCGUACAUGGCAACUUUCCGAAUCAAGAAGAAUAAAGGCGACAUAGAAGGUACCGAUGAAACGCUCGAGACAAAUGCAAAUGGGAGCGUGCCACAAGACAGCUCAAUUGAGGUUUGGCAGUCCGCCAUCUUCAAGGUCGGUGAUGACUGUCGUCAAGACGUCUUAGCACUCCAGAUGAUAUCAGCGUUCCGAGGCAUUUUCAACAACGUUGGACUGGACGUUUACGUUUUCCCAUACCGAGUCACAGCGACUGCCCCAGGGUGUGGAGUAAUUGAUGUUCUCCCAAACUCCAUUUCCCGUGAUAUGGUAGGACGAGAAGCUGUCAAUGGGCUUUAUGACUAUUUCAUCUCGAAAUACGGCAAUGAGGACUCGUUACAAUUCCAAGAGGCACGGAGUAACUUCGUCAAGAGCAUGGCUGCUUAUUCUGUCAUCUCGUUCUUGCUCCAGUUCAAGGAUCGCCACAACGGUAACAUUAUGAUUGAUGAUGCUGGGCACAUUCUACACAUCGACUUCGGUUUUUGCUUUGACAUUGCUCCUGGGGGAGUCAAAUUUGAAAGGGCUCCAUUUAAGCUCACAUCAGAGAUGAUGGCUGUGAUGGGUAAGAGCACAGAACACCAGGCGUUCAAAUGGUUUGAGGAGCUCUGUGUCAAAGCUUUUUUGGCCUCUCGGCAAUACACGGAAAAGCUUUCUCAGCUUGUUUUGCUAAUGAUGGAUUCUGGCUUACCUUGUUUUAAGCCGGAAACGGUCAAGCACUUUAAGGAACGUUUUGUGCUGGAGAAGACUGAGAGGGAGGCUGCUGAGUUCAUGAAGACCCUCAUCAAGAGGAGUUACUCGAGCUACAGCACAGGAGUCUACGACCAGUUCCAACUGUUGACGAAUGGCAUUCCAUAUUAGGUAGCUUACAUUUUACGUGAAUGAUAUACUAUGAAUGAUAGAACUAUGUCUUUGCGUUGCAAUAUGGAAACACUUCCUGUCUAGACUUCUACUCGUGUUUGCCAUUAAUUGUC
Molecule: messenger RNA, 6034 nt
Organism: Hyaloscypha bicolor E
Lineage: Eukaryota; Fungi; Ascomycota; Leotiomycetes; Helotiales; Hyaloscyphaceae
Product: phosphatidylinositol 3
Exons: 9
Coding region: 81-5921 (1946 amino acids)
Biological process (GO): phosphatidylinositol-mediated signaling; phosphatidylinositol phosphate biosynthetic process
Cellular component (GO): cytoplasm; plasma membrane
Molecular function (GO): 1-phosphatidylinositol 4-kinase activity
Source: RefSeq, a predicted model, not a curated record